This is a messenger RNA of Lotus japonicus, 1450 nucleotides long. RefSeq lists its product as uncharacterized. Lineage: Eukaryota; Viridiplantae; Streptophyta; Magnoliopsida; Fabales; Fabaceae. The record is from RefSeq and is a predicted model, not a curated record.
ACACUCCUCUCACUGCCAUACUAUUUUUCCCCACUUACUCCCUCCCUCCCUUUCUUCAGCUUUGGCCCCUUCACCUCUAACAAACUCUAAACCAAAUCCAAAAUCACACACUUCCGAGCUCCACACUUCCUCAUCUCAUUCCCCAAUCACCAAAAUCCAAGCUUUAAACAACCAAAUCCAACUCCCUAUCCCAAACAAACAAGCAAAUCAAAACCCCAAAUUCCCCAUUUCCUACUUCCUCUGCAAAUUGAAAACCGGUACCCCUUCCCCAACAACCUUAAAAAACAUAAAAUAAAAAAAAACAACCUUUCCCACCUUCAAUGUGGCACUCAUGGAGAAAACCAACUUCCUUCUCUUGCUCCUCCUUCAGCCUCUUCAUAGACGAACCCACCACCACAAAACCCAAACCCUCUAUUUUCCACCGAGUCACGCUCGCCAACUCGCUCCUCCGAGCCUGGGCAACUCAGCCCAAACUCAGCCAUUCCCCCACCUCACCGCCACCCAAUGACCCACGCGCCUCCGUCCCCUGUUCGGAGCAGCGCGUGGUGGUCUACUUCACCAGCCUGCGCGUCGUACGAACCACAUUCGAGGACUGCAAAACGGUGCGUUCCAUCCUGCGCGGGUUCCGGGUCGCGCUGGACGAGCGAGACGUGUCCAUGGACUCGGGUUUUCUCACGGAGCUCCAGCGAGUCACGGGUCGGAAAACCGGGUUGACCCUGCCCGGAGUUUUCAUCAACGGUAGGUACGUUGGUGGGGCCGAGGAGGUGAGGUGGCUGCACGAGAGUGGCGAGCUUAGGAAGCUUCUUGAAGGGUUGCCCGCAGUGGAUUCUCAUCUCCGCGCGUGCCACGUGUGCGGUGAUCAUAGGUUCGUGCUCUGUGGGGAGUGCUCCGGUGCGCGCAAGGUGUACGCGGAGAAAGGUGGGUUCAAGACGUGUACGGCUUGCAAUGAGAGUGGGUUAAUCAGGUGCAUCUCUUGUACUUCUUGACCAUGUGCACCUGCACCCUCUUCUCCUCUCUUUCAAUUCUAUUAAAAAGUUGAAGGACAAAACAGAAUGCAAGUGACAAUUAAUCAAUUAUAUCAAGAGAAAAUUAAAACAUUUUUUAUUUUUUGAGAAAAUGUUUUUUAAUGUAGUUUUUUUGGUUUAUUCGGUUUUGUGGUUUAAUGGGCAUGCAAGAAAGUGUGUAGGCCCAAGAGGUGGAGAUAAAUCGAGUUUUCUGCAUCUGUAAAUUCUGGAUUGGUGUUAUAUUUUAGCUAACUUAAAACACCAUGUUAACUAGUCAAGUCUUUUACUUAAUUGCAUCAUGUUUGCCCCUUUUUCUCUUUGUCUUUGUUAAUAUAAUUUGGCUUCAAUGGAUAUGCAUUUGCUUGUAUAAUCAAUCAUGUCAUGUAAGUAUCACGUAAGACCAUGAGCAAUGGUUGGUUGAAUCUUGUUUUGUUUACCUUUUUCCA